Molecule: messenger RNA, 3075 nt
Organism: Rhododendron vialii
Lineage: Eukaryota; Viridiplantae; Streptophyta; Magnoliopsida; Ericales; Ericaceae
Exons: 12
Coding region: 95-2845 (916 amino acids)
Cellular component (GO): nucleus
Molecular function (GO): mRNA binding
Source: RefSeq, a predicted model, not a curated record
CACUGUGGAUGGCCAUUGUUCGUUCGUUUUCCAGUUCGAUCUAUACUAUACUCUGUGUGUGUGUGUGUGUGUGUGUGAGAGAGAGAGAGAGAUCAUGCCCCCUCGCUCGGCGACUCGUAAGAAGUCGACGCCGGCGUCGGCGAAGGCAAAGAAAUCGACGCUAAAAUCGAAACAAUCGGUCGUCGAAUCGACUCCGGUCGAUCAGGAAAAAAACGUAGAAUUAGCAAUCAAAGGCGAAGAAUUGGAAGCCACCACGGAGGACAGUUCUUGUAACAAUCAACGAGAAGGGGUGUCUGCUGCGGUCAACGACGGAGAAGGCGAACAGGCGGUGACCGGCGUCGGGAAAAUCAACCCAGGAUUUGUUGACGCGAAUCCUGGGUUCGGACCGAUGGUAAAGGAGGGAGCAGUUGAGGAAGAGAGAGACGUGAAAGGUGUGAAGGGAGAUCAAAUAAAGGUGACGGUUGAGAGCUUUGUAGAGGGUGGAGAGAGAGUGGAGAGUGUUGAGAGAGAGGGCGGGCACGAGAAGAAUGAUAAUGUAUACGCGGCUGAAGGAACGGAGAAAUGUGACAAUGCAGCUGAGGGUGAACAGAUUGAGGGAAGAGAUGGCGAUUAUGGUGGAGUGCAACUGGCUAUUAUUCCAGCUGAGGAGAAUGGAGCAGGGGGUGAACAGAAUGAGGGAAGAGAUGGCGAUAACGAUGGAAUUGGAACUCAAUUGGCUACUAUUCCAGUUGCAGAACUGUACUCGAGUAACAAAAGAAUUGCUGCUGCUCAAAUUGGUGAUGCUAAGGCAAUUGGUGACAAAAACAGUGCUCUUGUUAUAUAUGAGUGCGGGGAUGGGAAAGCAGGGGAUGAGGUGGGUGGAAUGCAUGAUACUAGGGAUAGUGAGGAAGAUGACAUGGUAGGCAACGAAGAUGAGGAACACACUUCUGUAUUUUUCGAUAAUCAUUUUAUUGAGAGGAGAAAGGAAAAGAAUUUACAAAUUUUUAUUGGAAGGCUAGAUAAAGGGGCUGUUGAGGAUGAUCUGAUCAAAGUCUUUGGGAAGUUUGGCGAAAUAAGAUCCGUUAGGUUAGCAAGGAAUCCGACUACAAAUCGGAGCAAAGGAUAUGCAUUUAUAAAAUAUGCAACUGUUGAGCAAGCCAAAGAUGCUCUGUCUGCAUUUAAGGACGGGAUCCAGGUUGGAGGCAAGCAUGCUAAGAUAUCAGCGAGCCAGGACAAUGAUACACUUUACAUGGGCAACAUUUGCAAAUUAUGGACAAAAGAGCGUGUACUGGAAGCAUUGAAAAGCUAUGGGAUUGAGGAUAUUGAGGAGAUACAUUUGCCAAAUGACCCUCAGAAAGAAGGGAAGAUCAGAGGAUUUGCUCUUCUGGAGUUCAGCACCCACUCAGAUGCGUUAGCAGCAUUUCAACGACUAAGAAAACCAGAUGCAGUCUUUGGUCGUGAUAGAAGUGCUAAGGUUGCUUUUGCACAAACCCCAAUGCAUCCUAACGAGGAAGUUCUGUCUCAGGUUAAGACUGUCUAUGUGGAAGGCCUAACUGAUGCUUGGAAUGAACGGAAACUAAAAGAAAACUACAAACAGUUUGGUGAGGUUGUGAAAGUUAAGUUAUCUCGGAAUCUAGGCACCAGACGCAAGGAUUAUGGCUUUGUAACAUUUUCUUCUAGAGAAAGUGCCCUGGCUUGCAUCGAAGGGAUUAAUAAUGGUUGUAUUGGAGAAGGAGAUGUGAAGGUUAAGGCUAGCAUUGCAAUGCCUCAUUCUAAGGGGCGGCUACAAAAGCAAGGUAUUCGUGGUGGAUUCAAGGUUACGGGAUUCGCAGAAGGCCCAUCAACAAAAGAAGAGAGUGGAAGAGAAAACAAAGCUGUAUCUCCAAAGAUGGAAGGUCAUGCAAAGUCUAAAAAAGCAAAAAAGAAGGCAAAGAUGCUGGCUGAAGAAAAGGGAAAGGCUCUUUGCAAGCCGGAAAUUGAUGGAAGUGGUAAACCAAAUAAACACCAGACUGUCACUGACGAUCAAUUUGUUCGACCAUCAUCCAAGUUAGAAAAGAGAAGUCGCAAGAGAAAGAGUCUGCACUCUCAGGUUGAGGGCCGUGGGAAGACAGGAGCUGACCAUGGUCAUAAUGACAAGCGAUUAAAGAGGCAAAUGGGCAACAAGGGGGGCAGGAAAACCAAUGAUUCGAGGAAGCCAAAGAGACAUCUGCAUGGUAGGAAAGGGUCAAACUAUGGUGCAGAUUCCAUCAAAUACAGAAAUCCAAGUGUACCUGGAUUAGAUACAUCUUCUGUUAGUCACCAGAGUCAUGCCUACGCCACCACCAUGUCUGGAUCUAAAAGGCCCUAUGCCGAUAUGGAGCCACACGCUGGGUACCUUGAGCCUGUUGCUCAGAAGCAAGUCCAAAGAAUUUCAGGGUACAUUGAAUCUCCUUUUACAAUGCACUAUCAACCUCUUGCAGGAUACCAAGAAAGUUCAGUUGUGACACAAAGCCAACCUCAAACAGGAUACCAUGAACCUGUUCGUGUAAAAUACAGUGUACCUCAUGUAGAGUAUCUUGUACCCGGUGUUGGAACUUAUGGCCAACCUCCCGCUGGAUACCUUGAACCUGCUGUUGGAAGACAAAGUCGAACACAUGCAGUAUAUUCUGAAUCUGCUGUUCCAAAUUACAGUCAUGAUCCAUACUUGAGAAGAGGUGGUGAACAGGAUCUCCAUGCCAGUAGUCACUCUGCAUAUGGGUCAGGAUAUUCUCUUCCACCUUCCUAUGUUCCAAGUUACCCCUAUGUUGGAUAUGAGGGUGGUAGCAGUGUUAGUGGUCAUUACCAAAGCAGUGGAGGAGCACACCUACCUCGAAGGGCAUACUACUAGGCGAAAACAAGAGAGAGAUGCGGAGUUUUUAACUUUUCUCAACUCUCAAGAAACCUGUUCUUGGAUCUCUCUCUCUCUCUCUCUCUCUCUCUCUCUCUCUCUCUCUCUCUCUCUCUCUCCUGGUUUCAUAUAAUCUUUGUCAACGCAACUCAAUCAACAUGUAAAUUCUUUAUACACAACAAUAACAAUACCCAUUUAAUCUACAUGUAUAAAGUGAUUGCUCUAAGAAA